This is a messenger RNA of Canariomyces notabilis, 1238 nucleotides long. RefSeq lists its product as uncharacterized. The coding region runs from base 62 to 1105 and encodes 347 amino acids. Gene Ontology annotation, molecular function: structural constituent of ribosome. The record is from RefSeq and is a predicted model, not a curated record. Gene Ontology annotation, biological process: translation. Lineage: Eukaryota; Fungi; Ascomycota; Sordariomycetes; Sordariales; Chaetomiaceae. The transcript has 2 exons. Gene Ontology annotation, cellular component: mitochondrial large ribosomal subunit.
CGCCGAAAUUUCGCGGACCCUGAACAAGAGAGCGACAACAGCGGCUGCGGAUCAGUACAGGAUGCCUCCCAGAUUACGAUAUACCGUCCCGCGCGGCCUGGGCUCCGUCAUCAAGCCCUCGAGGGCGCCAAGCACACCAUUCGUCGCCCUCCUGCCCUCAACACCUGCCGUGACAUUGGCUCCAAGACAGUAUGCCACCGCGGCAGCCGUAUCCAGGUCGUCCUUGAGAUUACCGGAUGAUUACGUCCCUCCUACGAGGCCCCCGACAGCCCGCCCGGCAGACGCGCGAAAGUCGCAGCUCCUCCGAAACUAUACCUCUCUCCUCCGCUCAACGCCCCUGAUCCUCGUCUUCCAACACAACAACCUCACGGCGGUAGAAUGGGCAGCUGUAAGACGGGAGCUGAAGCUUGCCCUAGCCAACGUCUCUACUCCGGGGACGGAUUCCGCCGACAUCGCUUCGAGGGCUCAGCUGCAGGUGAUUCGCGGGCGUAUCUUCGACGUUGCGCUCAAGAUCGUCGAAUUCUACGACCCUUCACAGGUUGCGCCCACGACAGUGUCCUCAGCAUCGGGCGAAAAGGUCCAGGUGGUGUACAACCAUGACCUGUCCAAGUCCGCGUACAACGUCGCGAAAGGCAUCGCCAAGGGCGAGAUCCCAGUCCCGGAAUCGUCCAUAUACGCCCAGAUCUCACCGCUGCUUGUCGGGCCGCUAGCCAUUUUUACCCUACCGGCCGUAUCACCCGCCCACCUAGCCGCUGCGUUGAGCGUCCUUGCCCCAAGCCCACCGGCGUUCCCGGCCCCGAGCAGGAAGAAGAACCCCAGCUACUAUGAGCCCACGGCUCAAAAUGGCCUUUCGAAGCUCAUGCUGGUGGGUGGAAGGGUUGAGGAUAAGGUAUUCGACAUUGAGGGAGUGAAGUGGGUCGGCGGCAUUGAGGGUGGUCUGGAUAGCCUGCGUGCACAGCUUGUCGCUAUGCUCCAGAGCGCCGGUCUUGGCCUGACAACUACGUUAGAAGGUGCCGGUAAGAGCCUUUGGCUCACAAUGGAGAGCCGUCGUAGUGUGUUGGAAGAGGAGCAGAACGGAGGGAAGGAAGCCAAGGAGAGCUCAUGAGGUGUAAGAGCUUCAGCUCUGUAAGAGUACCCGCUGCGGAAAGCCUGAUAUUUGGCCGAUUGUAUUGCAGCAUUACUAGACCUGUACUGCAAACAUUAUUGUAACAAGUUUAUUCAAUAUUUAUUUGUACGCC